AGCAUCCAUGAUUGCCUAUCGCAAUUAAAACAGUGCUCAGUUCGUGUCGCCUCUUUGCCGGUGGAGGAACCAACCACUCAAUUUUUUGUAUUGCAACCAGAAAAGAAAACAUUCUUUGAGAGUUUGACAACGUUAAUUGUGCAAGCACAGGAGUAACUGCCUCUCACGGCUGCAAACACCAAGAUGUCCCGUUCAAAAACUCUCCUUCGAGAAAUAAUUGACUCUAACCACCGAAAACUAAACAGACACUCGCGCUUUGCUCCUCCGAAGACAAACACUCUUAAACACCUGCAGAACGAGUUCAGAAAAACAAUUCCCCGCCCGCGAUAUGCAUUUGUCACGUUGGUGAUGUGUGGUGACGAUUAUGUUAAAGGAGCACUAACCUUGGCUUGGUCUCUAAGGCAACAGAAAACAAUGCACGAACUGAUAGUCAUGGUUACGCCUGACGUCAGCGUUUCAGCGAUGAAGCUACUGCGCAAACUCUAUGAUCGCGUAAUCAAGGUGCAGUACAUUAAAACCAGAGUAAAAAGUGCCCUGAGAGGGAAAAAGUACCGAAGCGAACAUAAAUGGAUAGAAUUCAGUUUGACAAAAGCGCGCAUGUUAAAACUCACAGAAUAUGACAAAAUAGUUUGGUUGGAUGCAGAUUCGCUUGUUCUCAACAAUAUCGACCACCUCUUUGACCUUUCAACGCCAGCUGGUGUGUGCUCCAGCAUCAGAAAUCAUGAUUAUUGGCAUGGCUCUAAGAUACCCGAGUUAGAAAUCGAAAGCGCUGUUGAGAACAAUUAUGGUGUCCAUGGCUGCAUCAUGGUGCUGACACCAAAUUUAGAUCAUUACCUGUUGGCAAGUUCUCUGCCUCAAGUUGGAACCACUGCUAACUUUGUCGGACCUGAUGAAUUUUUCUUCACGCAGUUGUACAAGACUGAGUGGCAUCAUGUCCACAUCAAGUACGCAUGUACAAAGUGGUUUUACGAAAUGCGAGACGUAAAACCGAAUGUGAUUCAUUUCUUUGGCGACAAACCAUGGGAGGACGAGAGCGACUGGGACGGAGUAAGAAAGUGGAGGGAAGCAGCGCAAGGCAUGGUACGAGUCUGUCCUAAAAUGUCGGAUUUGUUCGUGACACUAGGUCAGCCGAGUUCUCGACGAAGUCAGCACGAAGUAAGGUUCUCAGCGAGUUGUGAAGUAUCCGGAGUAAGGACACAAAGUUCAACGCCGCCUAAAUUGCGUUUCGGGAACUCUUGAAAACGUCAAGAUAGCAUUAUCGUCUUAUUUCGCCAAAACGAGAUAUCGUAUAAAUACUGGUUUACCUCGCAAAUUCAGAGGGACAGAUGGUACACAUCAAGCUGAUAUGUAGUUAGCACCAUAUUCUCUUACCAAUGUUGCCCUUGAGUCAUACAUCAAGGUCAUGAGAAUAAGAAAAUGAUAACCUACUUAAGUUGAUUGUUAAACAAAUACUGAUGUCUGGGCUUAAAGGGUUAAAGCCUGUCACAAAUACACCUAGUAAUGGCCCAGUUAACCAUCGAGUUUUUUCACGCUUAGUUCUAAGGCAUCGGAGCGCGAAAAUCCAAACAAUUGAAGAUCUGGAGUUCGAAACCUCGAAAGGGAUUAAAAGUUUUCCUUUGUCACACGCUUCUGACACAACAAAUGAAGUCUUUUUAUGAUGAAAAUUAAAGAAGUUACUGUCAAUCUA
Molecule: messenger RNA, 1687 nt
Organism: Pocillopora damicornis (cauliflower coral)
Lineage: Eukaryota; Metazoa; Cnidaria; Anthozoa; Scleractinia; Pocilloporidae
Molecular function (GO): glycosyltransferase activity
Source: RefSeq, a predicted model, not a curated record